Molecule: messenger RNA, 2066 nt
Organism: Gigantopelta aegis
Lineage: Eukaryota; Metazoa; Mollusca; Gastropoda; Neomphalida; Peltospiridae
Product: 17-beta-hydroxysteroid dehydrogenase 13-like
Exons: 7
Coding region: 9-992 (327 amino acids)
Cellular component (GO): lipid droplet
Molecular function (GO): oxidoreductase activity, acting on the CH-OH group of donors, NAD or NADP as acceptor
Source: RefSeq, a predicted model, not a curated record
GUGACACAAUGCAUAUUUUAUUAGAACUAUGUGGAGUUUUCUUCAAAGUGUUUAUUCUGUAUAUUAAAGCACUAUAUUUUAUUUUAUUCCCACCAAGUCCCAAAGAUAUCCUUGGAGAAAUUGUUCUCAUUACCGGAGCGGGACAUGGGAUCGGCAAAGAGCUAGCACUUGAAUUCUCCCGACGUGGAACCACAGUUGUUCUGUGGGACAUUAAUAAGGAGAAUAAUGACAACACUGCAAAAGAAGUUCAGAGUCUUGGAGGAGUUGCCUACCCGUAUACCUGUGACAUCAGUAAUACAGCAGAGAUCCACAAGGUUGCAGAGCAAGUCAGGCAAGAUGUAGGGGAGAUAACUAUUCUGGUAAACAAUGCAGGAUGUUUGAAUGGAGGAGCGGUGCUCGACCUACAAGAGAAGGAUAUUCGCCGGACGUUUGAUGUCAACAUACUGGCACACUUUUGGGGUCUAUAUUCAGAUGGAUCAACAUUUUCAUGGAGAGACAGAUUUGCCCCCUUAAAACUGGACUUUUCACAUGGUAACACUGUAAAGGAGUUUCUGCCGUCGAUGAUAAAAACCAAUCAUGGUUACAUACUCAACAUCGCAUCAUUAUCAGCCAAGUCGGGCACAGCUUUUCUCGGGGACUACAGCUCCUCUAAGUCCGCAGUGUUCGGGUUCACAGAGUCCUUGAGAGAAGAGCUGGACAGACUUGGAAACACAGGAAUACAAGCCACAGUUGUUUGCCCCUUGUUUGUGGACACAGGUCUUGCGAAAUUUCCAAAACAAAGAUUUUUUAAUCUCCUGACCCCAAAGGAGACAGCAUGGAAUGCAGUUGACGGGAUGUUGAGGGGAGAGACAGUGGUUUUCGUACCCAGAUAUAUGUGGUUGAUGAUCAAACUGGAAGGACUGUUGCCACAGAAAGCUAUUCCAAUGCUGAAGAAGUUUCAAGAACUUGGAAUAGAUCCACAGUACAAACCAGUGGAGAAGAAAACGGAAUAGAUUUGAAGAAUGUUAAAAUCUAUGAGCUGAAUUUACAAAGCGUGUAACUACAUACAUUUACAAUGCUUAAACUCCGGUUUAUAUGAUACACGCGUGUAACUACAUCCAUUUACAAUGCUUAAACUCCUGUUUAUAUGAUACACGAGUGUUACUAGAUAUAUUUACAAUGCUUAAACUCCUGUUUAUAUGAUACACGCGUGUAACUACCCGGUACAUGCAUUUACAAUGCUUAAACUCCUGUUGAUAUGAUACACGCGUGUUACUAGAUAUAUUUACAAUGCUUAAACUCCUGUUUAUAUGAUACAUGCGUGUAACUACAUGCAUUUACAAUGCUUAAACACCUGUCUUACACGCGUGUAACUACACACAUUUACAAUGCUUAAACACCUGCUUCUAAGAAAAACAGGUUUUGUAAAUUCAGCCCUGUAGGUUUAAAUGUGUUCCAUUUGACAUAUUAAUUGAGUACAAGUUUGAUGAUCAAGGACCCACCAAGUAUAGUGCAGAGUUACUUCUCUUUGUGUUCAGUGGUCCUCUGUGUACUAAUGAUACACUAGAACAUUAAAUACUAUUGAAAAUAUUUAAACAUUUAAAUUAGUUUUAUAACAAAAGUUAUUUCAUUGUUUUAAUAUUGAAAACACCCCACCUAAAAACCCCAUUUAAAAACCCCACCUAGGUCACCCAGAAUGCAAUAUUUCAUAUGAACUGUUAUUCUGUAUGUGUGUGGUUACACAAAUUCACCUUCAUGUGAACCACCAAACAAUCAAAUAGUGCACCAUUAUGUUUUGAAAUAAAUAUUGCUAACUAUUCCAUAAGUUUAUAGACUGAUUUUUGGACAACAUCAAUGACCAGCGUAUCAGCAGUCUAUUAGAAAAUUUGUAAAAUCUGUUUGUUUAAAAUGCAUUUGGAAUGCACAUUUUAUAUUUGCAUGCUACACAAUGUGGGUCGGUCUCAAUUGAUUAGGAAAGGAAAGAAAGAAAUGUUUUAUUUAAUGAGGCACUCAACACAUUUUAUUUAUGGUUAUAUGGCAUCGAACAUAUGGUUAAGAACCACACAGAUAAUGAGAGAGGAAACCCG